AUGUUGCAUUCACUCAGUUGUCCCAGGCUCUGGUUGAUUUCUCUACCACUCCCCCAGUCUCCACCACCCCACCAGUCUCCACCAGCCCACCAGUCUCCACCAGUCUCCACCACACCACCAGUCUCCACCAGUCUCCACCACCCCACCAGUCUCCACCACACCACCAGUCUCCACCAGUCUCCACCACACCACCAGUCUCCACCAGUCUCCACCACACCACCAGUCUCCACCAGUCUCCACCACCCCACCAGUCUCCACCACCUCACCAGUCUCCACCACCCCACCAGUCUCCACCACCCCACCAGUCUCCACCACACCACCAGUCUCCACCAGUCUCCACCACCCCACCAGUCUCCACCACCUCACCAGUCUCCACCACCCCACCAGUCUCCACCACCCCACCAGUCUCCACUACCCCACCAGUCUCCACCACCCCACCAGUCUCCACCACACCACCAGUCUUCACCACACCACCAGUCUCCACCAGUCUCCACCACCCCACCAGUCUCCACCACCCCACCAGUCUCCACCAGUCUCCACCAGUCUCCACCACCUCACCAGUCUCCACCAGUCCCCACUAUCCCACCAGUCUCAACCACCCCAAGAGUCUCCACCAGUCUCCACCACCCCAGCAGUCUCCACCACCUCACCAGUCUCCACCAGUCUCCAACACCCCACCAGUCUCCACCACCCCACCAGUCUCCACCACCCCACCAGUCUCCACCACACCACCAGUCUUCACCAUUUCCACCACCCCACCAGUCUCCACCACCCCACCAGUCUCCACCACCCCACCAGUCUCCACCACCCCACCAGUCUCCACCACCCCACCAGUCUCCACCAGUCUCCACCACCCCACCAGUCUCCACCACUCCACCAGUCUCAACCACCCCACCAGUCUCCACCAGUCUCCACCACCCCACCAGUCUCCACCACCCCACCAGUCUCCACCAGUCUCCACCAGUCUCCACCACACCACCAGUCUCCACCAGUCUCCACCACACCACCAGUCUCCACCACCUCACCAGUCUCCACCAGUCUCCACCACCCCACCAGUCUCCACCACCCCACCAGUCUCCACCACCUCACCAGUCUCUACCACCCCACCAGUCUCCACUACCCCACUAG
Molecule: messenger RNA, 1128 nt
Organism: Candidula unifasciata
Lineage: Eukaryota; Metazoa; Mollusca; Gastropoda; Stylommatophora; Geomitridae
Source: the annotation of a GenBank genome assembly